AUGAAUCUGGUCGACCUGUGGCUAUCCCGUUCCCUCUCCAUGUGUCUCCUCCUCCAAAGCUUUGUUCUGAUGAUCCUGUGCUUUCAUUCUGCCAGUAUGUGUCCCAAAGGCUGCCUUUGUUCUUCCUCUGGGGGCUUAAAUGUCACCUGUAGCAAUGCAAACCUCAAGGAAAUACCCAGAGAUCUCCCUCCUGAAACAGUUUUGCUCUAUCUGGACUCCAAUCAGAUCACAUCCAUCCCCAAUGAGAUUUUUAAGGACCUCCAUCAACUGAGAGUUCUCAACCUGUCCAAAAACGGCAUUGAGUUUAUUGAUGAGCAUGCAUUCAAAGGAGUAGCAGAAACCUUGCAGACCCUAGACCUGUCUGACAACAGGAUUCAAAGUGUGCACAAAAAUGCUUUCAACAACCUGAAGGCCAGGGCCAGAAUUGCCAACAACCCCUGGCAUUGUGACUGCACUCUCCAGCAAGUUCUGAGGAGCAUGGCAUCCAAUCAUGAGACAGCACACAAUGUAAUUUGCAAGACUUCAGUGUUGGAUGAACAUGCUGGGAGACCAUUCCUCAACGCUGCCAAUGAUGCUGACCUUUGUAACCUCCCUAAAAAGACCACUGACUAUGCCAUGCUUGUCACCAUGUUCGGCUGGUUCACCAUGGUGAUCUCUUAUGUGGUAUAUUAUGUGAGGCAGAAUCAGGAGGAUGCCCGGAGACACCUUGAAUACUUGAAAUCCCUGCCAAGCAGGCAAAAGAAGGCAGAUGAGCCUGAUGACGUUAGCACUGUGGUAUAA
Messenger RNA from Cricetulus griseus (Chinese hamster), 780 nucleotides. The record is from RefSeq and is a predicted model, not a curated record. Lineage: Eukaryota; Metazoa; Chordata; Mammalia; Rodentia; Cricetidae.